AUGUUUACCAGUCCUACCUUUGGUGCUUUCAUAAGAUUCCACCCCUUUUUCAGGAAUCCUACCACCAAUUCUGCUUUAAACUACCAGAUUAAAGGCGUCAGAUCCUUUUCGGCUUCAAACAGUGGUUUUUUGGAUCACAUCACUCAUAUUAGGUCCAAUCUUUCCUCACUUCAGGACGACCUAACAUUUUUGGCAUCGUCGAACGUAAAAUCGCAAUGUCACCUUCUCGAGCUAAAGUUUAAGGAUCCUUCCAACUCAACUUUGAGCUCAAAGCUGUCCCACUUGACCAACAAGGGUGGCGAGCUCGAGAGGCUUGUUUACAAGAUUCUGGACAAUAGGCUUCGCUACAACCUGGCCAAGAACCGGCGCAUUACCAAGGACAGCAGCUACAAAUACGGCAUCGUUGGCGUUUCCAUGGUCUGUGUGUUCGGGUCUCUCGCUCUUUCUCUCAAUCCCAUCUUCCUUGCCGUAACUCUCUUCGACUUUAUUUCCUUUUUUAGGGCGCCGCCGUGGGUCUUUACUUUUACAGGAUCGUUUUCAGGCAGUCGAUGCUACGCAAAGGUACGAUGUGCAACAUCCAUGCUUAUUUACACACCACGUCCAUACGUAACACGUACACACGUAACACAUACACCAUACAUACGCUUAAGCCGUAUAUACAUCACUCGUUAA
Messenger RNA from Theileria orientalis strain Shintoku, 672 nucleotides. RefSeq lists its product as hypothetical. Bases 1 to 672 code for a protein of 223 amino acids. The record is from RefSeq and is a predicted model, not a curated record. Lineage: Eukaryota; Apicomplexa; Aconoidasida; Piroplasmida; Theileriidae. The transcript is spliced from 3 exons.